Molecule: messenger RNA, 2638 nt
Organism: Rhineura floridana
Lineage: Eukaryota; Metazoa; Chordata; Lepidosauria; Squamata; Rhineuridae
Gene: PRKAG1
Product: protein kinase AMP-activated non-catalytic subunit gamma 1
Exons: 11
Coding region: 180-1289 (369 amino acids)
Source: RefSeq, a predicted model, not a curated record
CCGUACAUGGAACGGCACACUUUCUUUUCUUCCAUUUACUUCCUUUCACGUGAUCUCUCCUUACUGGCGGAAGUGAGGGCAGUGAUGCGUCAAAGCGGAUGUACAGGUUUAUGCUGGGGCGGCAACUGUAGCGGUCGUUGUUUCCCUCGCUCCGAGUACGGGGUGCAGCGACUGGCAUAAUGGAGGCGGCCACCAUUCCUGAGAGUGGGGUGGAGAAAAGCCUGCCCUUGUCAGAAGAUGGGGAUUCCAACGGUAGCAUCUACACGUGCUACAUGAAGUCGCAUCGCUGCUAUGACCUUAUUCCAACCAGCUCCAAGCUUGUUGUGUUUGACACUUCUCUGCAGGUAAAGAAAGCCUUCUUUGCAUUGGUCACCAAUGGUGUGCGGGCUGCCCCUCUUUGGGACAGCAAAAAACAAAGCUUUGUGGGUAAGUACGUUCCCUUUGAAGCACCCAAGAGAAGCCAAAAAAUUUUUGUCAUCUCCUCACCCACACCCAACUGCCUAUUUGUUAAAGCUUUACCCUUUCCACCUUUUCUUUGCCCCAUAGGAAUGCUCACAAUCACAGAUUUCAUCAACAUCCUGCAUCGUUAUUACAAAUCAGCCAUGGUACAGAUCUAUGAGCUGGAGGAGCACAAGAUUGAAACGUGGCGAGAAGUCUACCUGCAGGACUCCUUCAAGCCCCUGGUCUGCAUUUCACCCAGUGCCAGCCUGUACGAUGCUGUCACCUCUUUGAUCCGGAACAAGAUCCACCGGUUGCCUGUCAUCGACCCAGAAUCAGGGAACACGCUGUACAUCCUGACGCACAAGCGCAUCCUCAAAUUCCUCAAGCUCUUUAUUGCAGAGUUCUCCAAACCGGAAUUCAUGUCUAAAACCCUGGAGGAGUUGAAGAUUGGCACCUAUGAAAACAUUGCAAUGGUCCAUACCAACACCCCCGUUUAUGUUGCGCUGGGCAUCUUUGUACAACACCGGGUCUCUGCAUUGCCUGUGGUGGAUGAUUCAGGACGGGUUGUGGACAUUUACUCCAAAUUUGAUGUCAUUAACCUGGCAGCGGAGAAAACCUACAACAACCUGGAUGUGACGGUGACCAAGGCAUUGCAACAUCGCUCACAGUACUUUGAGGGCGUGCUCAAGUGUUACAAGCAUGAGACUCUGGAGACGAUAAUCAGCCGGCUGGUGGAGGCUGAGGUUCAUCGGCUGGUCGUGGUGGAUGAAAGCAAUGUGGUGAAGGGUAUCAUAUCCCUUUCGGAUAUUCUGCAGGCCCUGGUCUUGCCUGGUGGUCAGACGCCCUGACUGUAGGAAGGCCGAGCCCUCAUCAUGGGCCUGAAGUGUGGCACAGCUCUCCUUUCUGCAUCAACGUGAAGCAGGCUGUGCAGCGAGCCCAGUCACAAGCCAACUCUCUCUGGGACUACUUCCCUUGGUAUUUCUCACCAAAACUAGGCUGUGUGUCUCCUCCUUCCCCAUUUUGGUUGCAAAGGAGCCCUGAGGCUUGCUGUUCCCUAGAGCUAGGCAUAUCAUCCUGGAGCCCUCCGGGUGCAGGUUCUGUUGGGUAAUACUGGCCACACUUGGAUGGUAAGAAAGUGGAGCAAGCUUCCUGGCAGAGUGUGAGCUAAAUACAUGUGGAAGGGUCCAGCUAAAAAUUCCAAACAUGCGAAGACACUCAGGAUAUGGAGCCCUCUAGAUGUCUGAUCUGCAGCAUGAAGGUUUUUAAAACAACAACCUGGCAAAUAUUGAGUGGGUAAUCUUUGUGUUUGCAUAACCCUGCACCUUUGCAUGCCAUGUGUGCAUGAGACUGUGUGUGAGUGAGAAUUGCCUUUCUAGUGCCGCUUGUCACUUCCCCAAGCAAUACUCGUUCCCUCCUAGUCUCUGCGCAGGUGUGGGUGGGUGUGUUUUGUUAAGGAAUUCUCAUCAGCUGUGCUGCCCUUCUCAGCUGCCCUUCUCAGCAGCACAGCCCAGGCCCCAGUCCAUAAGCUUCCUAAUGGAACAAAUGUCCUCUCCCCAGGAGCGGAAAACCUUUUUCUAGGUUAUUGUGGUGGGCCUACUGUAGUGUUUCACUCUCCCAGAGCAUUUGAAUCCCUGUUGAUCUUUUGUGGGAGAGACUCAUUAGUUCCCACCCACCUUGGUCUUGAAUGUCUUGCAUCAGUUUUGCCUUCCAACUUAGCAGUGGGAGGACUGCAAUUUGCUCUGUAUCUGUACCCCAGUAGAGGAAAAAUUGUGUUUGCCCAUAAACACAUUGAACUUUCCUUUGAGGCAGAACUAUGAGUAUCUUUGAGAAUUGGCACCCAGUUCUCCCUGACCAAAAUGGAGGCAGAAGCGUAGUCUCCACUGUGCAAGGGUAUUUUUCUUGCUGUAAAUCUCACCUCUUUUGCACAUUCCUCCAACUUCUCCCCAUGUAAAUUGUACAACAUGUAUUUUUGUAAAGUCUUGUUUCCUAUAUCUGAUUCUCCGUCCACACUCUUCCUGAUUGGGGCGGGGGCUGGUUUUCUAUGUUCCACCUCACCUGGCACCUGACAGAGAAUUUUUAAAAAUGAUUUCAAGUCCAUGUAGGGAAUCCUUCUGGGGCCAUUCCCUUUGUGUGAUGUCAAUUAUGAGUUGUUUUGUUGAGAUUCUGUACUUAAUAAAAAAAUCAAGGUAUGUUUUAA